GCCAAUGCUCUAUCCAUGAGCCAAACUGGUAGGGCCUGAGGUGCAUUUUGAUGAGCUCAUUAUGGCUGCAGAUUAGAGUGAGAGACCCAAUGAAAGGGUUGGUAGGCAUGGAGGAGGAAAUGGAGAGGAGUAGAUGGAUUCCAGAAAUCUUUAGGAGGUAAAAUUAAUAGGACUCAGCGAUGUAUUGAGAAGGAAGAGGGAGGUGUGGAGAGUGACACAUUUCCAGUCUUGGACAACUGGGGCACCAGUCUCUGACAUGGGAGCCUGGUAGGACCCACAAAGAUAGUUACACAGCAUUUGGGAAGGUAGAGUGGAUCCUAAGGCAGCUUGAGGUGGCAAAGUGUGGCACAAAUAAUUGGAUUUCUUCCCAUAUGAUUAGUUUCUGACUUCCCAUGCUAAGGAAAGUAUCGGGGCAAGAGCAGGUAUGAUACAGGACUAGAGGAGUUGAACACUGAGAAAAGGUGAUUCAAGUUGGAGUAGUUUGGCUUACCCCCUUCUCUCCUUAGGACAAGGGGGGCAGGAAGAGAGGAGGCACAGAUAUUGGUAAAGGUAGAGAUUAGAAAGUAUUUUUAAAAGCUGAGAUUUCUUAGGCAGAUGGCUUGAUCUGCCUUGGAAGCAAAGAAGAGUCCCGGCCUGUGUGGCUCAGUGGUUGAGCAUUGACCUAUGAACCGGAUCAUGGUUUGAUUCCCAGUUAGAGAACAUGCCCGGGUUAUGGGCUUGAUACCCAGGAUGGGGCGUGCGGGAGGCAGCUGAUCAAUGAUUCUCUCUCAUCAUUGUUGUUUCUAUCUCUCUCUCCCCUUCCUCUCUGAAAUCAAUUUUAAAAAACCAUGCUAUUAAAUCUUUUUUAAAAACGAGAAAGCUACAUUAAAAAUAAGUAAAUGAAAAGAAAAGGAUAGUCCAGAGGCCAAAGGGACCGUGAGCACUAUGCAGGACUCUGGUGCCUUCCUUUAAAAAAAAAAAAAAAGAGCUGAGAUUUCUCAACAAAGGAAUAAUUAAUUGGGCAGCAGCAAGGUGGCCGUUGGACCACCUUUCCCUGGGUCUCUUCCCUGUACCCCCCCCCCAACCCCCUUUCAAGCAAAGAGGAGGAAUGGCAGGGCCUUUUGGCUGCAUUUCCACACCUGAGUUUACUCAGAGUUUUUUUGAGUAGGUGACAUAGUCAUAUGAUUGCAUAUUUAAAAGUUACAAAAGGGCAUAUAGUGGUAAAUCUCCUUUCCACCUCAGUCCCCCUCCCACCAAUUUGUCACUUUUGUUUCCGAUUUUUAUACAAGUGAUAAAACUUUGCAACACUUUGCUUCUCCCCCCAUUUGUUAAUAUAUCUUAGAGGUUGUUUCAUAUCAAGACAAUGAGCUGCUUCAUUUUUUAUGCCUGCAUAGUAUUCUAUUUUAUGUUUGUAAUUUCGUAGUUAUGUAUUGGUGGAUAUUUAGGCUGAUUCUAAUCUUUUGUUUUCACAAAUAAUGCUGAAAUGGAAAUCUUGUGUAGACAUCAUUUUGGCCAUAUGGGGCUUUAUCUGUAGGAUGAAUAUUUAGAAUUGGAUGGUUCUGUGUAGAGAGAAUUUUUCACUCACUUGUCAUUCAUCUAUCCAGUAUUUAUUGAGUGCCCAUUAUGUGCCAGAUGCUCUUGCAGGUUCCAGGAAUCCAACUUUCAACAAGUCAGACAUGAUCCCUGCCCUUGUGGAAUGUUAUUACCCUCUAUUAAAAGGAAACAAAAAAGGAGACCAGAAGAGAAUAAAUUGGGAGGAUCUGCUUUAAAUAGAGUCAGGAAGACUUCUUAGAGUAAGUGACAUUUAAGCUGAGAACUAAAGGAUGGGACAUGGCCCACCAUUAGGUGUAGGAUGGGGAAACCUAGGCUAUUCAGAGCCUCACCCGGAGGCGAGGAGUUCAGGGUCUGUAGGGGAUCAUACUGGGGCUAGCGUAGAGGUGGAAGUGAAAAGACCCCGGUAGUGUGAGGGCAGGGUGGGCUGUCUGUCUCUUUCAUACUCCUUUUCUGCAUUUUAAAAAUUUGCCACAUAAGUCAGGGGAGGAGGAGUACAGCUAAAGAGAUGAAGGAGGUGAUUGGGAGUGGAAGAUAUCAAAGAAUGAGUGACUAAAGAUGAGGCCAGAUAGGGGAGGGGUCUGGUAGUAGAGGAGAGUUAGGGAGACUAGUACUUAUGAAGGACUAUUUAUUAUUUGUGUUUAGAGGGCUCUGUACCUGGCUGAAUUCAGGUGGGGAAACAGGAAAAGAGGCCACUUCCUUCCUGGAUAUUUUAUGAAUGAGAGGCCACAGUUUAACUGGUCUGAGGGAGGCACAGCUUUGCCUGCAGACAGGAGAGUGGAUGAAAUGCCUUGGGCAGAGCCAGUCUGCCUGUAGUAUAGCCUCCAACCUUUCUGUGGCUUUAGCAAAAUGGAAACUUCUAAAUUAAAGAUGACAUUGAAGGGACUCAGCCAGCUGGCUCUGGGCUGGUGGAAGAGAGAGCAGACCUAUCCAGGGCUCAGAGCUGGGAGUGGGCAGGAAGUUGGUCUUGGAGACUCUUUCUCUGAAGUUUAUGCUCCUUUUUUAUGCUCACCCCUCUGUUUCCCUUUUGCAAACGCCCAUCUCUUUGCCUAUCCUGGGUCCUAUGACUUUUCUCUCCCUCAACAGUCGGUUCCCGAUUCUGGUCCCCGGCCCCCAGCAGCGCCUGCCCCCUUCCCACCGGGGCCCCCCAUGAUGCCACCACCCUUCAUGCCCCCUCCAGGAAUCCCUCCGCCCUUCCCUCCAAUGGGGCUACCGCCCAUGAGUCAGAGACCACCAGCCAUCCCCCCCAUGCCACCUGGCAUCAUGCCCCCAAUGCUACCACCAAUGGGGUCACCACCACCACUCACACAGAUACCAGGAAUGGUACCUCCCAUGAUGCCAGGAAUGCUGAUGCCUGCAGUGCCUGUCACCGCAGCGACGGCUCCAGGUGUGGACACCGCCAGCUCUGCUGUGGCUGGGACAGGCCCUCUGAGGGCCCUAUGGAGUGAGCAUGUAGCCCCUGAUGGGCGCAUCUACUACUACAAUGCUGACGACAAGCAGUCCGUGUGGGAGAAGCCCAGCGUGCUCAAGUCCAAGGCGGAGCUGCUGCUGUCCCAGAGUCCCUGGAAAGAGUACAAGUCGGACACAGGCAAACCUUACUACUAUAACAACCAGAGUAAGGAGUCCCGCUGGACCCGGCCGAAGGACCUGGAUGACCUCGAGGCUCUAGUCAAACAAGAGGCUGUAGGGAAACAGCAGCAGCAGCCCCAGACACUACAGACGCAGCCUCCUCAGCCACAGCCUGAGCCCCCACCUGCGCCUCCUGGCCCCACCCCACUGCCUGUGAGCCUGCUAGAACCUGAGCCGGGUGGGAAUGAAGAUUGCGAUGUGUCAGAUGCUGUCCAGCCCCCGGAGCAGGGGUUCCUGCAGCAGCCAGAGGAGAGCCCCAGCAGUUCUGCUGCACAGCAUCAGCCACCACAACAGGAGGAAGAGGACUCAAAGCUAGAACCAGAGAGGUCUGGCCUCAGUUGGAGUAACCGUGAGAAGGCAAAGCAGGCCUUUAAGGAGCUGCUGAGGGACAAGGCUGUCCCCUCCAAUGCCUCAUGGGAACAGGCCAUGAAGAUGGUGGUCACCGACCCCCGUUACAGUGCCUUGCCCAAAUUGAGUGAGAAAAAGCAGGCAUUUAAUGCCUACAAGGCGCAGCGGGAGAAGGAGGAGAAGGAAGAGGCGCGACUGAGGGCCAAGGAGGCCAAGCAGACCUUGCAGCACUUCCUGGAGCAGCAUGAGCGCAUGACCUCCACCACCCGCUACCGGCGGGCAGAACAGACCUUUGGGGAGCUGGAGGUCUGGGCUGUGGUCCCCGAGAGGGAUCGAAAAGAGGUUUAUGAUGAUGUCCUCUUCUUCCUGGCCAAGAAGGAGAAGGAACAGGCCAAGCAGCUCCGGCGCCGCAAUAUCCAGGCCCUGAAGAGCAUCCUGGAUGGGAUGAGUAGCGUCAACUUCCAAACCACAUGGUCCCAGGCCCAGCAGUACCUCAUGGAUAACCCCAGCUUUGCUCAGGACCAUCAGCUUCAGAACAUGGACAAGGAAGAUGCGCUGAUCUGCUUUGAGGAGCACAUCCGAGCUUUGGAGAGGGAGGAGGAGGAGGAGCGGGAGCGGGCCCGGCUUAGGGAGCGGCGCCAGCAACGCAAGAACCGGGAGGCCUUCCAGACCUUCCUGGAUGAGCUGCAUGAGACAGGGCAGCUGCACUCUAUGUCCACCUGGAUGGAACUGUACCCAGCGGUCAGUACUGAUGUCCGCUUUGCCAACAUGCUGGGCCAGCCGGGUAAGACAGCUGGGCUCCCCUUCUCUGGCCUGGCUUCCUGCCCUGCCAGCCUCUCUGCACCCCCACUCCCGGGUCCUGACCCGACCCUCAGGCCUUGGGAAGCUGCCACCGCCAGGCCCCCCACCCUCCCUCCCCCCGCAGGCUCCACCCCUCUGGACUUGUUCAAGUUCUAUGUGGAGGAGUUGAAGGCACGAUUCCAUGAUGAGAAGAAGAUCAUUAAGGACAUCCUUAAGGACCGGGGCUUCUGUGUGGAAGUGAACACAGCCUUUGAGGACUUCGCCCACGUCAUAAGCUUUGACAAGAGGGCUGCUGCGCUGGACGCAGGCAACAUCAAGCUGACCUUCAAUAGUCUACUGGAGAAAGCAGAGGCACGGGAGAGAGAGCGGGAGAAGGAGGAGGCACGAAGGCUGCGGCGCAGGGAAGCUGCCUUCCGAAGCAUGCUGAGGCAGGCCGUGCCUGCUCUGGAGCUGGGCACUGCUUGGGAAGAGGUCCGUGAGCGCUUUGUGUGCGACUCAGCCUUUGAGCAGAUAACCCUGGAGUCGGAGCGGAUCCGGCUCUUCCGGGAGUUCCUGCAGGUACUGGAGACUGAAUGCCAGCACCUCCACACGAAAGGCCGGAAGCACGGCAGAAAGGGCAGGAAGCACCAUCGCAAGCGUUCCCACUCGCCCUCAGGCUCCGAGUCGGAAGAGGAGGAGCUGCCCCCACCAUCUCUCCGGCCCCCCAAGCGGAGGCGGCAGAACCCCUCCGAAUCUGGCUCUGAGCCCUCUUCCUCACUUGAUUCAUUUGAAAGUGGGGGUGCUGCCCUUGGAGGACGGGGCUCCCCAUCCUCCCGCCUUCUCCUUGGAUCAGAUCAUGGCCUUCGGAGAGCCAAGAAACCAAAAAAGAAAGCUAAAAAGAGAAGACACAAGUCGAACAGUCCUGAGAGUGUGACAGACCCGGAGGAGAAAGCUGGCAAGGAGAGUGAUGAGAAAGAACCAGAACAGGACAAGGACAGGGAGCUCCGGCUGGCAGAGCUCCCUAAUCGCUCCCCAGGUUUUGGAAUCAAGAAGGAGAAGGUGAGAGGCAGGUGCCUGGUCCCAGCCCAGGCAGCGCUCUGUCCAGGCCUCCAUGGCCUUCAGGGGAGGCAGUGGGUGAGCUGUGCCUUUGCUCCCCCAGACGGGCUGGGACACAUCAGAAAGUGAGCUGAGUGAGGGGGAGCUGGAAAGGCGGCGGCGGACACUCCUACAGCAGCUGGAUGACCACCAGUGAACUGACCAGCGGCUCUGCCUGGGUCUGUGGCUACUAGGUCACCCUCACCGUCUGCCCCAGACUUCUUCCUUAGUCUGGUCUGUCCAUUUUUCCUCAAGUAACCCCACUCCCAACACACCAUUGCCAGCACCUGCUAAGGUUGCUCAUGGUGUUCAACAGUCCCCUACUUCCCGGACAACUAGUGCAGUCCUUGCCCUCAGCCCCACAAAAUUGGUGGUGUACGCCACGUGGGGUGGGUGGUGCCAGUAGAUAGGAUGUGAGAAGGGGCCUCCAGGGAAGAGUGACAGGCUGGUGGACACAGCCUGGGUGGCAGAGGGCGGGGUCCCUACCCUUUAGCAUCAGUGCCUGCUCCUGCCUGCACGGGGCCCUGGGGCUCCACCAGUCCUUCCUCCAGCCCUGGGACCCUGUCUAUGUGUGUUUUGUUUUAUAAAUAACAAUAUUUAUAACAUG
Molecule: messenger RNA, 5989 nt
Organism: Myotis daubentonii (Daubenton's bat)
Lineage: Eukaryota; Metazoa; Chordata; Mammalia; Chiroptera; Vespertilionidae
Gene: PRPF40B
Product: pre-mRNA processing factor 40B
Biological process (GO): mRNA cis splicing, via spliceosome
Cellular component (GO): U2-type prespliceosome; U1 snRNP
Molecular function (GO): protein binding; RNA binding
Source: RefSeq, a predicted model, not a curated record